Cylicocyclus nassatus is the source of this 340-nucleotide messenger RNA. NCBI's taxonomy places the organism in Eukaryota, Metazoa, Nematoda, Chromadorea, Rhabditida, Strongylidae. The record is from the annotation of a GenBank genome assembly.
GAGCAACAUUAGCAGUGGAAGCCUCAUAGCUCUCGACCAUCGGUAAUUGAUGUUGGUUUUCAAAGUGUGGCAGUUAUGCUUUGAGCUGUGCUGGUUCACAAGCGACUUCAAAACCAAUCAGGCUGAAGUGCUCAUUGUUUCACUGGACAAAAAGAUGAACCAAAUAUACUUUAGUAGAGAAGUCGAAGAUUGUGGUGAAACGUUGAUUUACUGGAUGGCUGUCCAUAUUUCUUCAUUAUAUUAUGGUGUGGUUCGGUUGCUUGAUGUUAAAUUUUGUACAAACACGCUAGCCUACAUCAGCAUCGAGCAGUAUCAGUCUGAUGUAUGCGUUCUUUCAUAA